Messenger RNA from Cuscuta europaea, 1135 nucleotides. The record is from the annotation of a GenBank genome assembly. Lineage: Eukaryota; Viridiplantae; Streptophyta; Magnoliopsida; Solanales; Convolvulaceae.
GUCAGCUCUCCUUUGCCCCCGGCGCUUCCCUGAUGCAUGGUACUGCCGAGCCAAGGAGCUUCCUUCGGGGCAUCACCUCGAAGAUGGACAGGGAAGUCUUCGAGACCUAUGAUGAUGAUGCCCUCGAGAACAGGAUCCUCCGGUCCUCUCUCACUGCCUGCAUAGCCCUCGGGGAACAGGCCCGGAGGCGCGAAGAAAGGCGCCUUCACGAGGCCGCCCAAGAUAAGAAGGUGGAGGGGCUGAUCCGCAAGAACUCCGAGGCGGUGAAGCAUGCUGCACAGUUGGAGGAGGCCCUUCAGGAGGCGAAGGCGGCGGCGGAGAAGGCCAAAGCUGACGGCAUAGCCGAGGGCAAGGCGGAGGCCGAGAGGGCUUCUGCCGAGGCGGCGAAAAAAGCUGCCGAAGAAGCCCAAACUGCUAAGGAGAGAGCUGCGGCCGAGGCCCGAGGUGAGGCAGUUGCGGAGUUCCUCGCUGAGGGCUGGAGGGCCGAGGGCCACAAGGAGUGGGUUGCCUCCGUGGUGGCAGCCUCGGUGGACGCUUGGGUAGAAGGCGCGGGGGUUGACUGGUUGAGUGACAGGGGGGACGCCUACUACCAGGGGGGUGAGUUCUUUACCCAGCACCUGAUCUACCGGAGGCUUGCCAGGCACUUCGGCGUGUCCCUCGAACAAUUUGACCCCUCGGUAUAUGGCCUCCCUCCGUUGCAACCAGAUGUCAGAGUUCCCCUCCCCCCGGGUGAAGAGCGGCCAACAAUCUAUGAUUCUGUGAUGAUGGGGGGUGACGGGGGUGGAGUCGUCGGGGGUGAUGCUGCCGGAGAAGAAGUCUCCUCCAAGGCUGUCGUGGAAGAUGCCCCCGGAGACAACGAGGCUGAAGCCGCCGAGAAGAUUAGUACUUAGUCAAUUUUUGAAAAAGCCUUGUAAUGAACAUUUGUCACCCCUCGGCUUUGGCCAUACUUUGUAAUGAUUACAUUGACUAUUUUCUGUUGUAAUUGAAUGAUUGCCUUCGGGCUUUGUGUAUAUGAUAUGCUUCCUUUUGAUUUGUUCAUUGUCGAAUGUAUGCCUUCGUCUUGCUUGGGAUGUAUGCCUUCUUUUUUUUGAAUGUAUGUUUUAGGACUUAGAAUAUUUUCUGACUGUAGCUUGCC